UAGGUCCGCGGGCCCCUUCCCACCACAGACCCCGCCCCGCGCCCACGCGAUUCCGCGUCCCCGGUCCAGUCCUCGCGCCAGGAGUUCCCGCGCCCACCCGUCCUCAACAGGCCCCGCCCGCGUGCGAUCCUUCCCGGAAGCGCCGGCGGAGCGUCCUCGCAUGGAGCGCCCUCGCAUGGAGCGCGAGCCCAGCGCCUCGGAGGCCGCCCCCGUGGCGGCCGCGCUCUUCGCCUGGGGUGCAAACAGUUAUGGGCAGCUUGGCCUUGGCCAUAAGGAAGAUGUGCUAUUGCCCCAGCAACUGAAUGAUUUCUGUAAACCCAGGUGUAUCAGGAGGAUCACAGGAGGAGGGGGCCAUUCUGCAAUUGUCACAGAUGAAGGGGACCUCUUUGUUUGUGGCCUGAACAAAGAUGGGCAACUGGGGCUUGGUCACACAGAGGAUGUCCCAUAUUUUACUCCCUGCAAAUCCCUCCUUGGCUGUCCCAUCCAACAGGUGGCCUGUGGCUGGGAUUUUACCAUUAUACUCACUGAAAAUGGUCAAGUUCUAUCAUGUGGAUCCAACUCCUUUGGCCAGUUAGGAGCUCCUCAUGGACCUCGAAGAUGUGUGGUUCCCCAGGCCAUUGAGCUCCAUGAAGAGAAGAUUGUUUGUAUUGCUGCUGGACUGAGGCAUGCAUUAGCUGCUACAGUGAGUGGCAUCGUGUUCCAGUGGGGGACUGGUUUGGCAUCAUGUGGACGACGGUUGUGCCCUGGGCAGACUCUUCCACUAUUUUUCACAGCAAAGGAACCGAGCAGAGUGACAGGUCUAGAGAAUUCUAAAGCAAUGUGUGUUAUUGCUGGCUCAGACCACUCAGCUUCGUUAACAGAUGCUGGAGAGGUGUAUGUUUGGGGAAGCAACAAGCACGGGCAACUGGCUACUGAGGCUGCUUUCCUUACUGUGCCUCAGAAAAUAGAAGCACAUUGUUUCCAGAAUGAAAAGGUCACUGCUGUCUGGAGUGGGUGGACACACCUGGUUGCUCAGACAGAAACUGGGAACGUGUUUACCUGGGGCCGAGCAGACUAUGGUCAACUAGGGAGGCAGUUGGAGACUUAUGAAGGCUGGAAACUAGAAAAGCAAGAUUCAUUUCUCCCCUGUUCAAGACCACCGAACAGCAUGCCUUCAUCUCUGCAUUGCUUAACUGGAGCUACUAAGCUACUGCCCCAGCUACCAACUAGAGGAGUCACUCCCGACAACUAUUUCAAGGUCUCUUGUGGCUCAGAGCAUAAUUUGGCAGUAAUUGGAAAGCAAUGUGGUCAGAAGAAAGAGAGCUAGACUGGGAGCUGGGAGACCCAGAUGUUGCUCUUGGUACCACCCCUAUUCAACCAUAUGAUCUGGACAAGACAUGGAGCCUCUCUGGGCCUUGUCUCCUCAUUUAUAAAAACAUUUGGGCCACUUUUGGAAAAUCCUUUGGCAUACUAUCAAGAGCCUUGAAGAUAUCCAUUCACUUUUAUUUGUUAAUUCAUAUGCUGGAAUUCUCCUCUGAGGAAGGAUCUUAAAUAUGGGAAAAGCUUUAUGGUUAAAGAUGUUCAUCAUAGUAUUUUUCUAAUUUAGUAAAAUUAGGAGCUACCUAAUUUUACUAACAUUUGGGACCGGAUAAAAGAUGACGUAUCUGCUUGACUAAUUUGUAGUGUUUAUUAAGUAAGAAUUACAGCAUUGGAUGUAAAAAUGAAAACAAAAAGCCAUAUAUGAAAAAUAUACUGAGUAAUAUACUUCCCAGUGAGGAAGCAUUUUAAUGUUAUCCAUACCCUUCGUGAUCCAGACCCAGAUGUUCACCCCAGCUGUCUUUGUGCCACCACUAUUUACUGUAUAUGGUGACCUCACUAUAGUGACCUUAGGACAUUUUCCUAACAGACACCUUUUACCCCUGUAUGCUUUUGUAUACAGACAUGCUUCUGUAUGUCUGGUUCUUUCCUCCUGAAAUGCCCUUUCCUCCCUUGUCUAGCCAUGAAUGUCUGCUCUUUUUCUAGUCCAACUCUGCAGAUUUCCCUGACUCCUAGGUAGAAUCAGUUGGUCCUUCAUCCUUCUCUCUAUAAAAUUUGUAACUUGACACUAA
This is a messenger RNA of Cebus imitator (Panamanian white-faced capuchin), 2087 nucleotides long. RefSeq names its product secretion regulating guanine nucleotide exchange factor (gene SERGEF). Lineage: Eukaryota; Metazoa; Chordata; Mammalia; Primates; Cebidae. The record is from RefSeq and is a predicted model, not a curated record. The coding region runs from base 161 to 1306 and encodes 381 amino acids. The transcript has 12 exons.